CUAAACUUUUUGUCAAACGACUUGAAUGAAAUCACUUUGAAACCCUGAAAUGACUCUCCAAUAGAUUCGCGUGACGUUGGCGAUUCGUAAUCCUAGUCGCUUGGGGACAAGAACACGAACCUGCUCGCAACCUAAUUCGAUCUCUAAUGGCUGUGAACGUAGCGACCAAACGCAAACGCAAGCGCGGCGUCUCGAGUCAACAGAGAACCACCAUCCCGAAAAAACGCAGAUUCUUCUCGGGCAAGCCAGUUUCCUCUUCCAAUGCUACAAUCUCGACGCUUUCGAGCUACCCAGUUACGAAAGUUCGAGAAUUUCAUGCCCGUCGCAGAGGGUUUCUUCGAUUUAGGUCACUGGUUCGUCGUGCUCCAGUCUUGAAAAAGAAGAAGGAAAAACCUAGAAUUUGCACUGGCAAUGUAGAGAUUAGUCGUGAAACAAGCAAUUUGUCUGGUCUCAAGUGUGAUUCAAACAAACCCGUAUUGAGAUACAAUGAAAAAGAGAGGAUUGUGAUUGAUUUGGUUGAUGACGACGAUUCAAGCUCUGAAGAAGCUGCUCUCGUGGUUGAAGAUGAUACGGAAAAUUUGGUUGAGGAACGAUCUUCUUCUUUGGGUGUUCGAAAUGGUAAAAAUGGGAACAACUUGAGAGUAUCAUUGCUCCGCAGAUCUCCCCGUUUGAUGAAAAACCGUGUUGAGGUUUCUAAUGAACUCUUUCUACCGCUCAAAAAGGAAGAAGAAACUGAAGUUAAUGUUGCAUUCUCUAUGAGAAAUAGAACGAAGGUUGUGGUUUCGCAUGAAAACUCCAACAUUGAUAUUCGUGGAGAAACUUUACAAUGCCUUAAACCGUCUGCUUGGCUUAACGACGAGGUCAUCAACCUUUAUCUUGACCUGCUGAAAGAGAGAGAAACUAGAGAUCCUCAAAAGUACCUCAAGUGUCAUUUCUUCAAUACCUUUUUCUACGUCAAGCUAGUAAGUGCCUCCGGUUACAACUACGAAGCUGUCAGGAGAUGGACUACCCAGAGAAAGCUGGGAUAUAAUCUUAUUGACUGUGACAUAAUAUUUGUUCCAAUCCACGGAAGUCUACAUUGGUCCCUGGCAAUGAUUAAUAUCAGGGAAUGCAAGUUCCUGUAUCUUGAUUCACUAAAUGGAUUUAAUCCCAAAGUCUUGAAUGCUUUGGCAAAGUACUUGGUGGAUGAAGUAAAGGACAAGAGCGGGAAACAUAUUGACGUUAGUUCAUGGGAGAUCGGAUACGUUAAAGACCUUCCUCGGCAACAGAAUGGGUAUGACUGUGGGAUGUUUAUGCUUAAAUACAUAGACUUUUACAGUAGAGGACUGAAGCUACAUUUUAGCCAGAAGGACAUGCCAUACUUCAGGUUAAGAACAGCAAAGGAGAUACUUAGACUGCGAGCGGACUAGUUUUGCCGGUUUUUGGUGAUAAUAGCUUUUUAUUUUAGGAAGCCUACAAUGUCAUUUAGAAGGCUCUUAGUAAAAAUUAUGGAUUAAUCUGCUGUGGCUGUGGAGGAUGCUAGAUAUCUCAUGGUCAUGGCUGCUUUUUGGAAAUAUUGAUUAGUUUUCUUUUUGCUAAUAGAGUUGUAAGGCUGUAGCUUAUUACAAUCAAUGUUAUUAUCAAAUCCAACAAUGUUAUGUUAGAAGCCUCUGAGCAAAUUUUCAAUCUUAUGGUCA
Messenger RNA from Eutrema salsugineum, 1676 nucleotides. Its product is annotated as putative ubiquitin-like-specific protease 1B. Gene Ontology annotation, cellular component: nucleus. Bases 147 to 1409 code for a protein of 420 amino acids. Gene Ontology annotation, biological process: protein desumoylation. Lineage: Eukaryota; Viridiplantae; Streptophyta; Magnoliopsida; Brassicales; Brassicaceae. The transcript is spliced from 9 exons. Gene Ontology annotation, molecular function: deSUMOylase activity. The record is from RefSeq and is a predicted model, not a curated record.